This is a messenger RNA of Clarias gariepinus (North African catfish), 2834 nucleotides long. It is a transcript of the gene slc25a25b, whose product is annotated as solute carrier family 25 member 25b. Gene Ontology annotation, molecular function: ATP transmembrane transporter activity; calcium ion binding. NCBI's taxonomy places the organism in Eukaryota, Metazoa, Chordata, Actinopteri, Siluriformes, Clariidae. Gene Ontology annotation, cellular component: mitochondrial inner membrane. The record is from RefSeq and is a predicted model, not a curated record. The coding region runs from base 575 to 2143 and encodes 522 amino acids. The transcript is spliced from 10 exons. Gene Ontology annotation, biological process: transmembrane transport.
UAUAUCAGCUGUCAGCGGGCUGGUCAUUCAAACCGUAUUAUUCGGCGGUUUUCGUUAAAAAAUAACGGUUAUUUAUUUUUUAUAUUUUUUACCGAAUAGGUAUAAGACAUAAGCGUGUUAUUGUUGGAAUCUGAAUUUUGCGCUUAUUUUCGUGAAAACGGCGUUUUAGCGACUGACCGCGCUUAGCCUCCACCUCAUCACUUGUGUGUGUAACGUGCAACGGCAGUUUUACACGGAUAUCGCUUAUAUAUCGCGGAUAAACCAGCUCUGUUGCUAUCUUAUGGACAAUAAAUUGGAUCUGUAACAAUCCAAACAGACAGUUUUACCUCAUCACAAAUAUUUGUGAGUAAUAUUUUUUUUUCCUCCCAGAACGAGCGGAGGGUUGAAUAGUAAAGAUAAAGCUAGCCGGUUAGCUUAGCUUUCAACGCUUCGACUUUCAAGACUGUGAAAAGUUGAAUUAAAUCUUCUCGGAAAUCCGUGAAACAUUUUGCGUUGUUUUAUUUUUUCACACGCUAACAGUUGAAACUCCUCAAGAGUUCUCCUUAUUUCGGUAGAGUCUCGCGCUUUGUGUCGCAUGAUGCACCGACAGGGCUCGUUUGUCUCGCCGAUUCUCAGCGACGUGUUCUGCCAGUGCCGCUCCGAGGAGUACCGCGUUUCGGACCCAGGCGGCGGUGUUACUGGGGUUGAUGUUGGGGUUUAUACUCUGGCUUCAGCUAUGAGAGACGAGUCGCAUGUGGUCUGCGGGGUGUGUGGCGGCCCCGAGCAGGAGCAUCGCCUCAAAGUCCUGUUCCAGAUCCUGGACGUGAACAGAGACGGAGGGAUCUGUGUGAACGACCUGACCAUUGGACUGAAGAAACUUGGGCUCCAUCGCACCGAGCAUGAGCUUAGGAAAAUUGUGAAAGCUGGAGAUAAGGACCUGGAUGGCCAGCUGGACUUUGAGGAGUUUGUGCAUUACCUGAGGGACCACGAGAAGAAGCUACGACUGGUCUUUAAAAGUUUGGACAAGAAGAAUGAUGGUCGCAUUGAUUCGCAAGAGAUCAUGCAAUCCCUCAGAGACCUGGGAGUCCACAUCUCCGAGCAGCAGGCUGAGAAAAUCCUCAGGAGCAUGGACAAGAAUGGGACAAUGACCAUUGACUGGAACGAAUGGCGGGACUACCACCUGCUUCACCCUGCAGACAACAUACCCGAGAUCAUCCUGUAUUGGAAACAUUCAACAAUAUUUGAUGUAGGGGAGAGUUUAAUGGUGCCCGAUGAGUUCACUGCAGAGGAGAAGAAAACAGGGAUGUGGUGGAGGCACCUUGUGGCGGGGGGCGGGGCUGGCGCCGUGUCUCGUACCUGCACGGCUCCACUGGAUCGACUCAAAGUUCUUAUGCAGGUGCACUCCUCUCGUGUGAACACCAUGUGCAUCGCUAGCGGUUUCUCCCAGAUGAUCCGAGAAGGCGGUCUACGGUCUCUCUGGCGAGGAAAUGGCAUGAACGUCUUAAAGAUCGCACCUGAAUCCGCCAUCAAGUUCAUGGCCUAUGAGCAAAUAAAGCGACUAAUCGGAAGCAAUCAGGAGACACUGGGAAUUCUGGAGAGGCUGGUCGCAGGAUCUCUGGCUGGUGCCAUUGCGCAGAGCAGCAUCUACCCAAUGGAGGUUUUAAAGACUCGUCUCGCUCUUGGAAAGACGGGUCAGUACUCCGGCAUCAUGGACAGCGCCAAACGCAUAUUUCAGAAGGAGGGAUUAGCAGCGUUUUACAAGGGCUACAUCCCCAACAUGCUCGGCAUCAUCCCCUACGCUGGAAUAGACCUGGCUGUCUAUGAGACUCUAAAGAACUCGUGGCUACAGAUGUAUGCCACAAACAGCGCGGACCCUGGCGUGUUCGUCCUGCUGGCCUGCGGCACCAUGUCCAGCACUUGCGGCCAAUUAGCCAGUUACCCGUUAGCACUGGUUAGGACGCGCAUGCAGGCUCAAGCAGCUUCAUUGGACGGAUCACCUCAGAUGACGAUGAGCAGUUUGUUCAGACAUAUCGUGCGGACGGAAGGCGCGAUGGGGCUCUACCGAGGCCUUGCACCCAAUUUCAUGAAGGUCAUCCCUGCAGUCAGCAUCAGCUACGUGGUAUACGAGAAUCUAAAAAUCACACUAGGUGUCCAAUCCCGGUGAAAGACCUUUUAUUAUUUUAUUUAUUAUUAUUUUUUUCUCUUUUGAAAUUUUGUCGGGAUGCGAAAUGGACCUGGCACUGAGGAGAGAAAGGGACAAGGCAAUCUUGGGUAGCAAACCCUGAGGUUUGAGUCGAUGUUCUCAUUCUGUGAAUGCCAGCGGGGCCAAGGAGGGUAGGGACCAAAGAACACUAAGAGCCCAGGACAUGGAUGGGUUGGACGUGUUUUUACACCUCAGAAUCCAUCUCCUCUAGAUGUCCUAACCUGUUUUGACUUUGGACCAAGAAGAUGCACCACUGUUCAUUGUGUCUUAAAGGGAUAAAGAUUCUUUAGCUGCUCAUUUGUGCUCUUUUUAUCCAGUAGGUGGCAGUGUUGAAUAGCCAAGAGCCUAAAACCAGCGCACCAAGUCCUACUCUCCAUUUCAUAUAUUUAAGCACUACAUCAUCAUUGUUGUCUUACUUAAUUUAUUAAUAUACUUUAGGUGUUAUCCUGUGCAGACCCACUAGGUUCCUUCAAGAACAAUCAGCAGUCUAUGUAGCUGAUGUAAAAAUCAUAAUCCAUCAUGGGUUUUUUUUUUUCUUCCAUGUGUUAAUGUUAUAAAUGAUGUAAACAUCCUAUUUAUUUUGUUAUAAGAAAUAAGUUAGACAGUAUGUGUACGCAGCAGAUUUAAUACUUAAAUGUGGUUGGUACAAAGA